Cladocopium goreaui is the source of this 3967-nucleotide messenger RNA. NCBI's taxonomy places the organism in Eukaryota, Dinophyceae, Suessiales, Symbiodiniaceae. The record is from the annotation of a GenBank genome assembly.
ACCAUUUGCCGGGUGGUUGAGACCACGCCAUGGCAUUUGGGUGAGAGCAAAUGCUGAAAUGCCAAAGGUGAGACGGAUGGAUGCAACAGGUUCAACAUGGAGAGCCAUCACUUGCUGAGGACCUCCCUGAGACUCCGGCCUCUCCGGAUUCUCCUCCUGAGUCUCCAGAGUUUGGAAAGGUUCAUGUGAUAGUGACACCGCCCAGCAAUGUCCCUUCACUCCACACGCCAGAGUUUGGGCAGACUUCCAAAGUGGUUGAAGCUCCUGCAGGCUCACCCAAAUUCGGCUUCACUGUCCCUGCAUCGCCCAAUUUCGGAGUGCAGAGCCCGGAGUCCCCCGCUUCACCUGCUUGGCCCACAGAGACCAAGGAAACCAAGGCAGCUAGACCUCGGCCAGCAGCUACGCUCCAAGAACCUGAGGAUGAACGGCAGGGGGCAGGGGAGCCUCAUCCUUCAACACCUGACUUUGGCAGCUUGAACAAUGCUCCUCUCCUGGAUGAUGUUUGCAAACUGAGCAGUGCAGCUAGCAGCCCACAUGGCUCCAGUCAUGAGAACAGCCCGGAAAAUGCUUCUGAUAGAUCCAAGAGGAUCUCAGUUGAUAUGCUGUUGCCUUCACCUGCAUCUCCAAAUGGAGUAAGCAAAGAGUUUGCAAAGACUGGCGAACGAGUGGACAAAGAUUCGACGGGACACGACAGUUCGAAAGGGAGAAAGUUUGACUUUCCAGUAGCUGAAGCACAAAAGGCGAAUUCUGAAAAGGAUGGGAACGACAGCCCAGAGGACGACGACGGUGAAAAAGAAGACUUGUUCCAAGAAUGCAUCUACAUGCAGCGCGAAUUGAAGAGGCGAGAGGAAAUGCUCAACUGGUUCUAUGAAGAGCUGGAGGCAACUUCAGCGGAGCUCAAAGAGCUUCAAGAAAGCCAAAGCUCCAGGUCAGAGCUGAGUGAGAAGCUAGAAGAAGCUGCUGUCAACGAAGAGAACCUCGAGCUGAAGCUAAAAAGGCUUCAAGCCCAGAUGCAGGAGCAAAGCGUCCAAGCACUGGAAGAGAAGCUCCAUGAGGCAAAACAGUUACGACAAGAGGAGGCCGUGACAAAGACACUGCGUUUGGAGAAUGAUGACUUGGCCUCAGAGCUGCGAGAUCUCUAUGACAAGUUAGCUGAAACGCAGCGAACAGCAGAGGAGGUCUCCACGCUCCGGAUUUGGAAACAGGAAGCGGCAGCCCUUGGAGAUGCCUUGGAACGAGCAGAGGCAGAUGCCUUGGGACGCGCUGCAGCUUUGAAAGGGGAGAACUUUGACCUUGACAAGUUGGCGCAAACGCAAGACGAACUCAAGCAGUCCCGCUUGGACUCUGCCCAAAAUGCCGCAAAGAUUCACAAGUUGGAGGACAGUAGUGCAGCAAUGACAAGGGAAAUGUCAGAAGCGCUGCAAGCACUGGCCGAGUCACAAGCACAGGUUGAAGAAAUCACAGCCUCGGAGUGGAAGGCAGCUCAAGCUUUCGACCAGCUGGCUGAGAUGUCUCGGCAGCUGUCAGAAGCCACUGCCCUGGCUGACUCGGAAAUCGAGCAGAGGGCUGCGGUCGUUGCAGCUUCCAGAGCUCAUUCUGCGAUGGAGACGGCAAAACUUGAAGAACAGAUGGCAGACCUUGCUGCACAGCUUCAGGUGGCCAACGCGGCUUGGAAAGAUGCUGAGUCGCGCCUGUCUUUGACGGAACUUUGUAGCGGAGCAUCUUCAAACCUGGAACGAGAAGAACUUCUCGAAGCGAGAAUCCACGAUCUGGAGGGCAAAGUGGUGGAAACUGCCUCGUCCAAGCAGAGGGUGGAUGGAAAAGUGGCAGCAUCAGAGAUGUUGAUUCAACAUCUUCGGGGUGAAAUUCAUGAGGAGAUCUCAGCCAAGCAUCAGGCCGAAGUGCGCUUGGCACAGGUAGAGAAGUCCUCGAAGUCGCUCGAUUCCAAAUUGGCCUUGGCCACUGCCUGCGAGCAAGAUGCGGAGGUUCACUUGACUCAAGAAGAGGAGAUGAGAUGGGACUUGGAACGACAGCUGGAAAGAGAAUCUCGUUCCAGCAGGUCUAUCCACCAUCGCUUGGAACAGGCUGAAGAAGCCGCUGAAUCCUCGGGUCAAGAGUUGGGCUCGGCCUUGGCAGCGCGCCAAAUGGAUGAGAGCCGACUGAGUUCCGUUGAAGCUGUGGUUCAGCAGCUGGAGGCCUCCCUAGCGCAUGCUGAGACCAGGGCGAGCUCUGAAAGUCAAAGAGCAAUCCUGUUGCAGGCGCAGCUUGGCGACACUACUUUGCGAUUGGAUGCAGAGACCCAACGACGAAAGGAUUUGGAGGCUCACCAGCGACAGCUUCAAGGCACUACCAGAGAUUCGGAAGCAAAGCUAGACUCUGCUAUUGGAGCUCGUGAAAACGUUGAAGCGCAAUUGCAAGUGGCGCAGCUGCGAACUGGACAACUCACAGAGGAGAUCAAGACGUACCACGUUGAGCUGCACUCUACCAAGGCUGAUGUGGCAAAAUAUCAGCAACUGGCAAGCACGAGAGCCAUAGAAAUGGAGACCUCCUCAGAACUGCAGGCGAACCUCAUCAAGCUGCAGAAGUCCUCUGAAAAACUGCAGGAUGAGCUAGCCACUGAAAUGAAGUUGGCAACUAGCCACAAGGCACUUGUUGGGACUUUGGAAAUGGAAGUUGAAACCGAGAAGCAAGGGCGCGCAUCAGCCCAGGAAGCCUUCGGAAAAGUGACAGAUUCAGCCAACUCCCUGGAGUGCCAGCUUGCAUCAGCUUGUGCAACUGCAGAAAGGCUGAAGGCUCUUGCAGAUGAACAAGAGGAAAGCCGCUCCAAGUCAUCGGCUGCGCUUUCUCUUGCCCAAGCAGAGCAGGCUGACAGCGAACGGGAGAUGGAGGAGCUCAGACAAGAGCUGCUGCUUGCACGUCAGCAACGUCGGGCAGCCAUGCAGGCUUCUCAGAGGGCACAGAUGGCUCGCCUGAAGCAGCAGGAGCAGAUGGAAACAGUGGAAGCUCAGGCGGUCACCUUGAGGAAGCAAAGUGAGCUGGAUGAAGCAGCACGUUCGGCUUCACUUGCUUUGCUCGUUGAAGAGCAUGGUACACUGGUCCGAGAGCAGCAUGCAGAGCUGCUGCAAGAGGUCAGAGAAUGUCAUGCCAUGGUUGCAAGGCGUACUGCUGAGCUUUCAGAAUCUCAGGAGGAGUCUUACAGACUGAAGCACCGAAUCGGCCUCCUGGAGGAGGAGGCAAAUGCAGCGCAGAAGCUGGCAGAUUCUGAGGAACGGAGUUGCAGUUUGCUAUUGCAGCAGCUUGAAGAAGUUACUGUCCAGUCCAUUGAAGCUGCCAGAGAGCCGCAGCCAGAGGUUCCCCUUUCUCGAACAGAAGUCGCACAGGCAUUCCAGCUUCGCGAUGAGUUGGCUGCUUUGCAGGUGCGCCAGCUGCAGGAUGAGGCGGCUGCAGUCAGACGCCAGCUGCAAGAAGUGCAAGGGGCUGCGCAUGUCCUCGCUGGGAGUCUAUCUGGAGGCGACUCCACGUUCGACUAUGACACUCCAAUGCGCAGGAUAACACAACGAGGCCAAGUAUCUGCCUUGCCUUUGUCAGCCAGUGUGGGAAGUCCGAGUCCAAUGAGUUCCUUGCGAGCCCAAGUAGGGUCGCAAUGGCCACUACCUUGGGGUCCACCACCUGCAAAGGCUCAGGACUUGCUUUUUAGCCAAAGUUCAAGUCCAGCUUCUUCCUCUCGUCCUCUGGAUAUUUCAGGACGAGUGAGCCAUAAAGGCUGAGUUGUCAUGGACAUUGCGCCCCAACAGCCCAAAGAGGCUUGGCGCCAUUUGUCCCGUACGUACAUUACAGUUAAUGUUCUGGCCUCACACAGGUUGUUUGGCCGUGCUAAUGAGAAGGGUGAACAGCUUCGCCCUGCUGAAGUUGUUGCCGACCUGCUACUGGCAGGAUAGUCAUGGCCGAAAGCAAAGUGAUGCCAAAA